Molecule: messenger RNA, 892 nt
Organism: Marasmius oreades (fairy-ring Marasmius)
Lineage: Eukaryota; Fungi; Basidiomycota; Agaricomycetes; Agaricales; Marasmiaceae
Exons: 6
Coding region: 14-622 (202 amino acids)
Biological process (GO): Golgi organization; protein retention in ER lumen; intracellular protein transport
Cellular component (GO): endoplasmic reticulum-Golgi intermediate compartment; endoplasmic reticulum; COPII-coated ER to Golgi transport vesicle
Source: RefSeq, a predicted model, not a curated record
CUUCAAUAAACCCAUGGCACGUCUGCCUUAUACCCAACUAUUUCUCUCGAGAUGUCUAGUUCUCCUCAUCACACUCCAGGUUGCUGUGAAUUCCCACUUGAUAGAUGUCAAUGCAGGACAAAAAGAAUGCUUUUUUGAGGACCUCAGUAAGAAUGACAAGAUGACUGUUACUUAUCAAGUUGGUGGCGGGGGACACUUAGAUAUUGAUUUCUGGUUGGCAGAUCCGGAUGAAAAGCUACUUGGAAAACAUGUGAAGCAGUCCACUGGGCAAAUUGACAUCACAGCAGAUAAGAACGGACGAUAUGAAUAUUGUUUCUCAAAUCAAAUGAGUGCAAUAGCGGACAAGAUCGUUAGUUUCAACGUUCACGGUGUCAUAUACGUUGACGACGAUGUCGUCGCCCCUAUUGAACGGGAGAUUCGGGCACUCGCACACGGACUGGCUGCCGUGAAGGACGAACAAGAGUAUAUCGUCGUGCGCGAAAAGACGCAUCGUAAUACUGCAGAAUCUACGAAUUCAAGGGUGAAAUGGUGGUCUAUUCUUCAGGCAGUGGUGUUAUUUUCGGUUGUGGCAUGGCAGGUUUAUUAUCUGAAAUCUUUCUUUGAGGUCAAGCGUAUAAUAUAGAGACUCCAAACGUUGAUCUCCCCCCAUCCGAACGCGACUUUGUAGCCCUGAGUUUAACGCACAGCGAUCCUUGCAUCGAUAUAUAUUAAUUUAACCAGCCUCUACCCUUCUUUGUCCAGGUUCGGACCUGUAAUGGUCGUGGUAAUGUUUGUAUAUAUAAGACGCUAUCAGCCCAUUAGCAGUCGAGGAAACUAAAAGUCAAAUCCUGGACAUGGUUACCAUACGGGACAGACUGUUAUCUUCCAUGGCAGUUACAGCACUAAUAAGCCA